AAUAGAAAUAUUUUCUCGUGAGAUUUGAACUUUAAUCUGCAUUGUAAUUCGUUGACCGCAUUCAUUAAUCGAAAAACAAUGGUACCAAUCGUAAUAUAAUCUCGUCGGUACCAAUUGAUAAACAAAAAUGUCCCUAUCAAGCAUAAACAUGGCCUCGCGGUAUAAUCACGGUGUUCAGCGAGUUUUAGCUAAAUUAGAAGCAUCUAUUAAUUCAGAAAAUUAUUAUGAAGCUCAUCAAAUGUAUAGAACUUUAUAUUUCAGAUAUCUCGGACAGAAAAAAUAUGCGGAAUUAUUGGAAUUAUUGUACAAUGGAUCUUUGCUUUUAUUACAGCACGAGCAGCAUGCUAGUGGAGCCGACUUAGGAAUCUUACUUGUUAAUGUUUUAAUACAAUCAGAGUCAGAACCAUCAUCAGAAUAUUUUGAAAAGAUAACGCAUUUGUUUAGUUUAAUGAGCCCGUUUUCUCCCGAAAGAGAAACAUUUAUACAAUCGGCUCUUCGAUGGAGUAUUAAAGGGACAGAUUAUAAAACUGGAGAUCCUGAAUUACAUCAAAGAAUAGCACAAGUAUUUUGGAAAGAAAAAAAUUAUAUAAUGGCUAGGCAACAUUUCAUACAUAGUAAAGAUGGUUCUGGAUGCGCUGCAAUGUUAGUAGAAUUACACGAACAACGUGGAUAUUCAAAUGAGAUAGAUCUUUUUAUAGCCCAAGCAGUUUUGCAAUAUCUUUGUUUACAAAAUAAAAAAACUGCACAGGAAGUAUUCAAUUCAUAUACUUCUCGACACCCAAAAAUAAAUAGCGGUCCACCAUAUCUUCUUCCUUUAUUGAACUUUCUAUUCUUUUUAUUAAAAACAAUCGAUAGCGGUAAACUAGGAGUCUUUACAGUUCUUUGCGAUCAAUAUCAAAUAUCUUUGAAUAGAGAUCCUUGUUAUCGACAAUAUUUAGAUAAAAUAGGCCAAUUGUUCUUCAAUGUACCACCACCACGUCCUCGUAAUAUUGGAUUAUUUGGAUCAAUUCUGCAAUCAUUUUUUAAUGGUUUAGAAGAUGAUUCUGAUGAUGAACAGCGAAAUAUAGCAUCGACGUCGCAUGCGACACAAGAACUUGACUGAUUAAAGGUUAGACAACACUGUGCAGUGUGAUCAAAGUAGUAAAUACUGAAUCUUUUUUAUGCCUUCGUCCCAGAUAUUUUCAGCUCCUGUAUCUCUCCAUCGUAUACCUGCAAUCGUAAAACUUUAAAAGAAGUGGUGCAGUAUAGGUUUCAGGAAACAUAGAUGCAGAAGCCUUAGGUGUGAAAGUAUGUGGGGGAAGAUUAUCGAAAAAGGUUUUUAACAAUAUUGCUGCAUGUAUAUACUGAAUUCAGAAUAGCAACGACAACAAAUAUUAUUUGUUUUAUUUACUAAUAUUCCAGUUUUUAAGGAGUUUUAGAGAACACUUAAUAAAUAUGUGAAUUAUGAAAUUUAUUCAUAUCCCUAAUUAAAAAAUAAAUAAAGAGAAGGAAAUCAUUUUGCACUGGCUGUAAUGAAUUCAGCAAAUAUGCAGGCUAUAAAAUAAUAACAAACAUAAAAGUUUGGUCAUAUGAAUAUGUCAUUAACAAUAAAAUGUCCUAUUUAUCAUACAUAAUAUAAUCAUUAUAUAAAAUCAUGUAUUUGCGCGUAAUUGUUAGAUCAAAGAUUUAUUUUAUAUAAGCUACAAUUGCAAGACAAAUAAAAACCUGACGUAAUCUUAACAUUGUAACUUCCGACAUAAGGGUUCUUAACGCAUUCGCUGAUAUUAUAAAUAUUGAGUGUAAAUUGUAAUUUGUAGUAGCAAGCAAUAUACUUAUCUAUUUUAA
Molecule: messenger RNA, 1824 nt
Organism: Polistes dominula (European paper wasp)
Lineage: Eukaryota; Metazoa; Arthropoda; Insecta; Hymenoptera; Vespidae
Product: Golgi to ER traffic protein 4 homolog
Biological process (GO): protein insertion into ER membrane
Cellular component (GO): BAT3 complex; cytosol
Molecular function (GO): protein binding
Source: RefSeq, a predicted model, not a curated record